AUGGGAGAGACCAAAAAUACAUCCCUGGACACGGUGAUGACAGACUUCAUUCUCCUGGGCUUACCUCACCCCUCGAGUCUGAGGACCCUCCUCUUCCUGGUCUUCUUCAUCGUUUACGUCCUGACUCAGCUAGGGAAUCUGCUCAUUCUGCUCACUGUGUGGGCUGACCCAAAACUCCAUGCUCGCCCCAUGUACAUUCUUCUGGCCGUGCUCUCAUUCCUGGACAUGUGGCUCUCCUCAGUCAUCGUCCGUCGGCUAAUAUUGGAUUUUACUCCCACCAGCAAGGCAAUCCCCUUUGGUGGCUGUGUGGCUCAGCUGUAUUUCUUUCAUUUCCUGGGCAGCACCCAGUGCUUCCUCUACACCCUGAUGGCCUACAACAGGUACCUGGCAAUAUGCCGGCCCCUGUACUACCCUGUGCUCAUGAAUGGCAGGUUAUGCACCAUCCUCGUGGCUGGAGCUUGGGUGGCUGGCUCCAUCCAUGGGUCUAUCCAGGCCACCUUGACCUUCUGCCUGCCCUACUGUGGGCCCAACCAGGUGGACUAUUUUUUCUGUGACAUCCCUGUGGUAUUGAGAUUGGCCUGUGCUGACACAACCAUCAAUGAGCUCGUGACCUUUGUGGACAUUGGGGUGGUGGCCGCCAGAUGCUUCAUGUUAAUUCUGCUCUCCUAUGCCAACAUAGUCCACGCCAUCCUGAAGAUUCACACUGCUGAUGGGUGGCGCCGAGCCUUCUCCACCUAUGGCUCCCACCUAACCGUGGUCACCGUCUACUAUGUGCCCUGUAUCUUCAUCUACCUCAGGCCAGGCUCCAAGAGUCCACUGGAUGGAGCAGUGGCCGUGUUUUACACUGUUGUCACUCCAUUUCUGAACCCCCUCAUCUAUAGCCUGAGGAACCAGGAAGUGAAGUCUGCGAAGAGACUAACAGCAGGUAGAGGGGCUGCCAGUGAAAAUAAGUAA
Molecule: messenger RNA, 954 nt
Organism: Neomonachus schauinslandi (Hawaiian monk seal)
Lineage: Eukaryota; Metazoa; Chordata; Mammalia; Carnivora; Phocidae
Product: olfactory receptor 10G2
Biological process (GO): G protein-coupled receptor signaling pathway
Cellular component (GO): membrane
Molecular function (GO): G protein-coupled receptor activity; olfactory receptor activity
Source: RefSeq, a predicted model, not a curated record